CCCCCAAUGCGGCCGCGAGAAGCAGCGGGGGGGCAGGCGAUCGAAGCCACUAAACGCAUCAUCUCCCAGAGGGCCAGCGUUCUCGAGAUCAUGGAGGCCUCUCUGUCCUUGCUGUGACUGGAGCAAUGCUGACCUCGGUUUCCUGGACCCAUUCUGACUCAGGAGCCUUCACGUAAAUGGGCCCAGUCAUGCCUCCCAGUAAGAAGCCAGAAAGCUCAGGAAUUCGUGUCUCCAGUGGGCUGAGUCAGUGUUACCGGGGCAGUGGUUUCUCCAAGACCCUGCAGGAGGACGAUGACCUCGACUUUCCUCUGCCUGACAUCCGACUAGAAGAGGGGGCAAUGGAAGAUGAAGAGCUGACCAACCUGAACUGGCUGCACGAGAGCAAGAACUUGCUGAAGAGCUUCGGGGACUCGGUCCUGCGGAGUGUCAGCCCCGUCCAGGACCUGGACGAUGACACGCCCCCAUCCCCCGCCCACUCUGACAUGCCCUACGAUGCCAGGCAGAACCCCAACUGUAAACCCCCCUACUCCUUCAGCUGCCUCAUAUUUAUGGCCAUCGAGGACUCUCCAAGCAAGCGCCUGCCGGUGAAGGACAUCUACAACUGGAUCUUGGAACAUUUUCCGUAUUUUGCAAAUGCACCUACUGGGUGGAAAAACUCAGUGAGACAUAAUUUGUCAUUGAAUAAGUGUUUUAAGAAAGUGGACAAAGAGAGGAGUCAGAGUAUCGGGAAAGGGUCAUUGUGGUGCAUAGACCCAGAGUAUAGACAAAAUCUAAUUCAGGCUUUGAAAAAGACACCUUAUCACCCACACUCGAAUGUGUUCAAUACACCUCCUGCCUCUCCUCAGGCAUAUCAAAGCACAUCAGGUCCACCCAUCUGGCCGGGCAGUACCUUCUUCAAGAGAAACGGAGCCCUUCUACAAGAUCCUGACAUUGAUGCUGCCAGUGCCAUGAUGCUUUUGAAUACUCCCCCUGAGAUACAAGCAGGUUUUCCUCCAGGAGUGAUACAAAAUGGAGCGCGGGUUCUGAGCCGAGGCCUGUUUCCUGGAGUCCGGCCCUUGCCCAUCACUCCCAUUGGAAUGACAGCAGCCGGGAGGAACGGCCUCACCAGCUGCCGGAUGCGGACUGAGAGCGAGCCAUCUUGUGGCUCCCCGGUGGUCAGCGGAGACCCCAAGGAGGAUCACAACUACAGCAGUGCCAAAUCCUCCAAUGCCAGGAGCACCUCGCCUGCCAGCGACUCCGUCUCCUCCUCCUCGGCCGACGACCACUACGAGUUUGCCGCCAAGGGGAGCCAGGAGGGCAGCGAGGGCAGCUUCCAGAGCCACGAGAGCCACAGCGAGACGGAGGAGGAUGACAGGAAACGUAGCCCAAAGGAGGCCAAGGAUGCUCUGGGGGACAGCGGCUAUGCGUCCCAGCACAAGAAGCGCCAGCACUUCGCCAAGGCCAGGAAGGUCCCCAGCGACACGCUGCCCCUCAAAAAGAGACGCACGGAAAAGCCCCCCGAGAGCGAUGACGAGGAGAUGAAAGAGGCGGCAGGGUCCCUCCUGCACUUGGCGGGGAUUCGGUCCUGUUUGAAUAACAUCACCAAUCGGACGGCAAAGGGGCAGAAAGAGCAAAAGGAAACCACAAAAAAUUAAAAACAAGUCACUGAUUUGUUUUGAACUUACGGCCAUUUGGUUUCAGCAUGUCAGGAGAUUUCUAAUGAUUUGUGGCAAUAUCAGCAAUUUAUUAUUUUUUUCUUCUCUUUUCUUUUUUGGUUUGGUUUUCUUUCUUUUCUUUCCUUUUUUUUUUUAAUUUGCCCCCCUCCUUUGUUUUGGACCCUUAAGAAUUUUAUGUUUAAAGGAGAUUGAAGCCAUAGAACUCAUAUUGACACUCAGCUGUUUUACAAAAGCUUUUCAUUAUCUGAAGACAAAAUGAAAAAGCCAAAAUUACCAUUGCUUCCUCCAGCUUGUCAGAAACCCGUGGCUGAAUCCGCAGGGAUGGCAACGAAAAGGCCACAGGGAUACACAUCUGGCACCUAGAAGGCACGUGUGCAAAGUAACCAUCCAUCAGGCCCAACCUUUAGGUUUUAAAAGUCAGGAUAUCUACCCAGUUAGAUCUGCCGAGUGAAUGCACAUAAGGCAACUGAGGAGGAGGGACCCUGGGUUUCCCUAGGAGGGGCAGGGUGGUCACCAGUCCUCUGUGCUUCUUAACUGUGAAGCCUAGUAGCAUCUUACCAGGUGGACACUGGGCCAUUCCUGUACAGCAGGUGUCGAUGACUCAUGAGAAGCACGUGGGUCAGUUUGUAGUGAUGUUGCUAAUCAUUGAAUUCUGAUCUAUAGUAAAUGAGAAUGUUCCACAAGCCAUAAGCCUGAAGGUUGGUCCUGCACACACACACAUGCACACCAACACAACACACACACACACACACAGAUACACAAGAGCAAAAGAGAAAAAAACUGAUGCAAAAAAAACAAGCUCUGUCUUCUUAACUGCCCAAGUGAAAAGCAAAUCCAAGAAAUUACAGUAGCUGUUAAGGAAGGAAAUAAUGGUACAAAUCUUUUUCUGUCUGUCAAAACCAUUUGAUCCAAGUGAAAACAAAACAAAACUAAAAGCUACAGAACCUUCCAUUAGUAUUGUGGUGUAUUUUUUAAAGAUGAAAGGCACAUUGAUGGACAAACUAAAGUGAAAACAUGGCAAAAAAAAAAAAAAGAAAAAGAAAAAACUCCUAUACUGCCCUCAAAAUGGAGUUUGCAAUUAAUUAAUGUCAGGAUUCAUCUUUGCAAAAAUCCAGUGAUUUCCACACUCAGUCAGUGUAGCCAGCAGAAAUUUCUGAUCCACAAUGCAUGGAAUUCCUUUGAAAAAAGAAGAAAAAAAAAAGAAAAAAAUUCACAAAACACAAACUUUUUUUUAUUCAAAAGUAACGAAGUUCUUGUAAGGUAAAUAAUGUAUUUAGCAUGAAGCAUGAAUUAUUUUCAUAUAAAUAUAGAAAAUAGAGAAAAGGCUAUGCCUCUAAUUUUUAAGCCCUUAGGCUUAGAGGUUCUUUUGGUUUUCUUCUUUUUCCUUUUUUUUUUUCUUUCCUCUAGUUUUCUUUUUUUGUUGUUUUUACUUUUUUUCCUUUUUCUGAUUAUUUUGUUUUGGUUUUUUGAAGCAGGUGUUUAAGGUUUAACCUUCUUCAGGGACAAAUUGACUGUUGGGGAACUUACUCUGCAAUAUAAAAAUAUCUUCAUGUUCUGGUAGGGCCUGGAUGGUGGAUCUCUGUACUGCCUUGUCUGCACUUCAGCCCCCGACCCCCUCUGAUUCUCUGUUGAAACGUGUGUCCUUUCUCUCUGUCUGUACAUGUUUACCAUGACGCAAUAAUUUGAGGGCAAACUUAGUAGUGAGUGUGUAUGAUAGAAUCAAGAGAAUUAUGGGACGCUGACUUGAGAAAACCAUGACCGUGAUUUGGUUCUAGGAAAAAGGCAGUGAAUAAUUAUGCAAAUUCGCCAGGAGAAGGGGAAACACACGAAUGGGCCUUAUUGGAUGAGGGUGUGAGUUAGGGUACACGGAAGGACGAAGUGAAUGGGUGUUGGGAGGACCCGCCCCCGACCCUGUCCCGUGACUUCAUCUCACGGUGGGAAGGAGGGGCCAGCCAUCUCUACCACCUCGGUACACGAACCAUCCUGGAAUGAAGCCCACCUAGGUUGUGAGAGCUGAAUUUAGACAACCAGAUGAUGUCACGCAGACCAGAAACUCUUGUUCUCUUUGCCUAAGAGAAGCUAUUUGGGGAGAUCCAGAGAAGCCUCUAAAAGAAUUUGAUCUUCCACCCACAUGGAAGGGAAAUUUAGAACACAAACAAGAGCACCCACUACAGUGGCUCAGGAUCUGAUGUUGAGGGAAAGGAAGGGAAGUGGGGUGAUGGUGAUUUUAAAAAUGGGGCAGUGUGGGGCGCUGGGGUGCCCCCUGCCAGCACCAGGCACGAUCUGAAGCUCCAUCAGCCAGGACAGUGGGAAUUACCUGGUGCAUUCUCUUCCUCUGGGUUGCUGAUGAGAGAACCUGAAAGACAAUCUGCACCCACACGCAGGCCAGAGCCUGAAGACCUCCAGCGUAUCUGUGCAGGGUGUGGCUGGGAAUAAGGAUGUCUUUUUGAAGUGCUCUGUUCCCUCCGUCUCCCCAAACAUCUGACACCCCAAAAGCCAUCCACAGCUGUGGAACCUAAGCGACACUUUGAUUUGUGUUGUCACCUGACCCUGCCCACCUCCAUCCCCGCCCUCACUCCACCCCUAAGAUCAAAUUCAGACUUCCCUCCGCAAAGGCAGAGGUCAACGUCCAGGACGGUUUCUGGCCGGGGGGGUUCUUCCGAUUAAAACCCCCCACAGUGGGCUGUCUCCCCUCAUUUCCUUUUUCUAAAGGAGCAAAGGCCUCUUUUAGAAAAUAAUAAAAUGCAAUGUGUGUGA
Vicugna pacos (alpaca) is the source of this 4412-nucleotide messenger RNA. RefSeq names its product forkhead box N3 (gene FOXN3). Gene Ontology annotation, biological process: regulation of DNA-templated transcription. NCBI's taxonomy places the organism in Eukaryota, Metazoa, Chordata, Mammalia, Artiodactyla, Camelidae. Gene Ontology annotation, cellular component: nucleus. Gene Ontology annotation, molecular function: cis-regulatory region sequence-specific DNA binding; DNA-binding transcription factor activity. The record is from RefSeq and is a predicted model, not a curated record.